This is a messenger RNA of Phytophthora sojae, 3756 nucleotides long. RefSeq lists its product as hypothetical. The record is from RefSeq and is a predicted model, not a curated record. The transcript is spliced from 4 exons. The coding region runs from base 1 to 3756 and encodes 1251 amino acids. Lineage: Eukaryota; Oomycota; Peronosporomycetes; Peronosporales; Peronosporaceae.
AUGGAGUCGCACCUCUACGAGGGAAUUCAGCCUGCUGAGUUCUACGACAAGCUCGAGAACGUGCUCGCAACCCAGAAGUCUGCCUUCAAGGUCAACAUCGCUCUUGGAUACAAGCUUGUCAGCAGAACUGAUGACAGCGAGACUCGCUACUUCCAUCCGAAUAUUAGCAACACGUCUGUAUUUAGCACUCCUGUAGCUAUCAACAGCAAGGCUGAUAUUCGUAAGGUGAUCUCGGAGAUUCGCUCCAUGGAGUUGGCUGACAAGCUCAACUACCCCAGCUCCGGGUACAUGGUGAAGGGGAUUACUGGCUGCAAAUUCUAUAUCUACCAACGCGACCAUGCUCUGGGUGAUAGCGAGGCUGUCAUUCCUAAGGUGAUUCGUGAUAACAAGCACGUCAUCAACUUCCCCAAGACGAACAACAAGUGUGUCUCCCACUGCAUUGCUUAUCACAAGCAGGAGGGAGCCAAGAAGGAUCCUCGCAGAAUCCAGGCUCUGGUGAAACAAGCCUUCAAGCAGUACUGUUCGUACAAGGAGAUCACCUACACUCUGGGUCUGUUCCGCAAUUUCAAGCCUAUCGACAUUCUCCAAUUCGAUGAGCUUGAGGAGUGCUUCAAGCUGAACAUCAACGUCUUCAACAUGGAUGUUGAGACGGGCAAGGUUGAAUGCAUUCGCUGCUCGGACAAGGACUAUGAUUCGAUCAACAUCCUGUCGCACGAGAAUCACGCUCUCUACAUCACGAACGUUGAUAUGCUCCAGCAGAAGUACCAAUGCUCUACGUGUGAGAUGGUGUUUGUUAGCUCUGAUAAGCUACGCAGCCACACUAAGUACCAAUGCGAACUCGUGAACAUCGAAUCGUUCCCAGCUCAGCCAACCAUCUACCAACCCGCUCCGAACAGCAUUCGUUCCAUGCUGACUAAGUACCCCAUCAAGGAUGCUGACCAUUACAUCGAUCACUUCAUUGUCUAUGAUUUUGAGGCUAUCCUCAAGCCUACGGGUGUCAAAAACGGAGAGAAUACUAUCUUCACAAACGAACACAUUCCUGUGUCUGUUUCCGUGGCCGACAGCUUGACUGAGGAGGUGCGAUGCUUUGUCAGCGAUGACCCGAAGGAGUUGCUCAAGGAUAUGUUCCAGUACAUCAAGGAAGUUGCGGCUAAGAUUCAGCAGUACAACGUCUCGAAGUACGAGUCUUUGCUCCGCAAAAUCAUCAACGUCCAUGGUUUGACUGACGCUGAGGUUCCUGGUCUAGACUUGGGUAAGACGUACAAGAUGGAUGAUGUCAAUGCUUGGAUUCAGAACGGGGAGUUUGCUUGUUUCUUCGAUUUCCACAGCAAGCUCACAUUCGGUAAGAUCCGCUCGGAUUAUGGCAAGCUGAAGCAGUGCAUUGGUCAGGUACCAGUAUUCGGAUUCAACUCUGGACGCUACGACAUCAACCUUAUCAAGGCGGACCUGUUUGCAGUCAUCGGUACUGACAACAUCACAUCAGUCAUCAAGAACCCUAGCUACAUGUGCAUCGCCACGUCAGACAUGAAAAUGCUUGACAUUAGCUCCUAUGUUCCGGCAGGCACCAGCUAUGCAAAGUACUUGUCGACAUAUCUCGGUGAGUGCAAGUGUGAUGACAAGAUUCGAUGCGUCUGUGGCCUAGGAAAAGGCAUCUUCCCGUACGAAUACAUUACUUCAUUUGACGUACUCAGUCAGCCGGAAGUCCCUCCUAAGUCGGCGUUCGACAGUGCUCUUCGUAGCACUAGCAUCAGCGAUGAGGACUAUGUGCGGGUACAGUUCGUCUGGGAACACUAUGGCAUGAAGUCAAUCAAGGAUCUACUCAUUUGGUACAACAACCUCGAUGUAGUACCCUUCAUCAAGGCCAUCAAAGCCCAGCGAGAACUAUUCAAACGUUUCGAACUCGAUAUGUUCACUGAUGGUGUGUCGCUACCUGGUCUCUCUGAGAAAGUCAUGUAUCAGACGUGCUUCAACAACCUCCAGCAACCAAGUAAGGAGCCUGCUGAAGCGUUUGACUUUCCCGCUAGUCGCUUAAGUGGAUAUAAGACCCAGGAUGCUGAUGCCGAUCGUGAAUUCAAUAUGACGCUAGAACACCUCAACGACUUGCUAGAGCGACAAAAGUACCUGUGUGGGCUAUGCUACAAGCAACUCACAGCUGAUACUGCCUCGGCUGACCGAAUCAAUAACAAGCUCGGACGCAUCGAUGGUAGUAUCUUGAUCAGCUGUGUGGGAUGCAACGUUGCUCGCAAGAACAUGUCGCUAAAGGGCUUCCGCCACAAGAAGCUACUUGAAUUCAACUCAGACAGGUUGGUGUACAGUAUCGAUAGAGAGGAGAAGGACAUCUACACCAAGAUGAAGGCGAACAUUGCUGGUGGUCCUUCUAUCAUCUUCAACAGAUACGCGAAACGCAACGAGACCAAGAUUCGAGGGGGUAGGAUCUGCAAAAAGAUCAUCGGCUACGAUGCUAAUGCUCUGUAUUUGUGGGCUCUUGGUAAUGAGAUGCCAUGUGGACGGUUGACUACCAUCGAAGCAUACACAGGGAUCGUCGAUGAUAUUGUAAAUGACAAGAUCUUUGGCUUCCUCGAGUGUGAUAUCCGUACACCAGAGCACCUCAAACCCUACUUCAGUGAAAUGACCCCAAUUUUCAAGAACAUCCUUAUCGACUGCAGCGAUCGGAGUGUCAUCGGUCAGCACAUGUUCGAGUACAACGAGGAGCGCAAGCAAAGCCGAGCAAAGCCGGCUCGCAAACUCAUCGGGAGCUACUUUGGUGAGAAGAUCCUCAUUUAUGCACCGAUGAUGAAACUGGUUGGUAAUAGUGCGUUUGGUCGAUCUGGCAUGGACAUGAGCAAGCACAAGGAGGUCAGGUAUGAGUCGGACGAUAAGGCAAUCAAGGCCAAGAUUGAGCACUUCACCUUCCACGGAAUGGAAGAGCUGAAUUAUUCAUGUGAAUUCACUAUGAAGAAGCGAAAGCUCAACAAUAAGAACCCAAUUCAUCUAUCGAUUGCAAUCUAUCAGCUCGCUAAGCUCCGUAUGUUGCAAUUCUACUAUGAUUGCAUUGACUUCUACUUCGACCGUUCGGAAUUCCAGUACCAAGAAAUGGACACAGACUCGGCUUAUAUUGCGUCCAGCUGUGAGAAGCCAUUCGUUGAGUGUAUCAAGCCCGAGCUUCGUGAGCAUUUUCAGCAGCAUAAGUACGAGUGGUUCCCACGUGAUUAUAGCGAAGAGAUGGCUCAGUUUGAUCGCCGAACGCCAGGUUUGUUCAAGGAUGAGUGGUCUGGUGAUGCUAUGGUAUCAUUGUCCUCUAAGAACUACAUUCGCUACCUACCAGACGAAUCUUACAAGGUCAAGGUUUCAGCGAAGGGAUUCCAGCAGAGUGGUGGCCGCAAUGGCGACGUCCUCAACCCAGAUGGCUUUGAAUCGGUUGUUCGCGAUCGCAUCACGCUACAGGGCACCAACAAGGGGUUUAGACUCAGUAAGGAGACCUUAUACCAGAAGGCUAAAGAACUGGAGCCGAAGAUUACGAUGAAAAUCGUCAAGGAAUGGUACUCAAACCAGAGCGAUAUUCAGCGAUUUCAGGAGCAGAAGAAGCGAUACGAUGGUUCCGGAGGCAGCUAUGGUGACAAUAGCGACCUCAACGUCGCUGAGUUGAAAGCUAUCAUGAAGAACCUCAUCAUUCAUGAUCGUCCCCAGAAGACCCAAGCCGCUGUGGGGGCUACUGACCUCGACAAGUCGACCAAGAAGGUGGAGCCAUCUACCUAA